UUUUAUUCAUCCUGUCCCAUUCAAAUUCCACCACUUCUCUUUAAUCAUCUCCCUUUUCAUCUUCACGGAUGCCUUACUUUAAAAAAAAACCCUCUCUCUCGGGUUACAUGACAGAAGCGAUUAAAGAUUGAAUCUUUACGCAAAAUCAGUAAAAAAAAUGGGACUUUUUGAUUGUUUUGGUGCGUUUGAUUACUGCACACACGAAACUUCAGCUCAAACACAUGAAAUCCCUACAAAAAACGUGAGGCUAUUCUCUUACUAUUCUCUGCGUUCAGCAACGAGAUUGUUUCACCCUUCCAACAGAAUUGGCAGAGGUGGUUUCGGAGUAGUUUAUAAAGGUGUUUUGAGAGAUGAGACCCAAGUUGCAAUCAAGGCUCUCUCUGCUGGAUCCAAGCAGGGGAUCAAGGAGUUCUUGACAGAACUCGCGACCAUAUCCAAGAUCCGGCAUCCCAACCUCGUGCAGCUGCUCGGCUGCUGUGUCGAGGGGGAUCACCGGAUAUUGGUCUACGAGUACAUGGAGAACAACAGCCUCCACACCGCCUUGCUAGGCUCUUACAGCAAACGAGCGGAGUUGGAUUGGUCGAAGAGGGCUGCAAUAUGUCUAGGCACGGCUAAGGGCCUCGCGUUCCUCCACGAGGACGCUGAGCCAGGCAUCGUUCAUCGCGAUAUAAAGGCCAGCAAUGUGCUUCUUGAUGAGGAUUUCCUCCCUAAAAUCGGAGAUUUUGGGUUGGCCAAGCUGUUUCCUGAUAAUGUCACCCAUGUUAGCACCCGUGUAGCGGGAACAGUGGGAUAUCUUGCACCAGAAUACGCGUUGCUAGGGCAGCUAACAAAGAAGGCAGACGUGUAUAGUUUUGGGGUGCUUAUACUCGAGAUCACGAGUGGAAGAAGCAGUAGUAAGGCCGUUUUCGGAGAGGAACUCUACGUUCUACUCGAAUGGACUUGGAAGUUGUUCAAAGAAGGUAGGCUCCUAGACGUCGUUGAUCCAGAUCUAGUCGACUACACAGAGGAUCAGAUAACGCGUUUCAUGAAGGUCGCGCUGUUCUGCACCCAGGCAGCUUCUCAGCAGAGACCAGAUAUGAAACAAGUGGUGAAGAUGCUGUCAACAGAUGUUACCCUUAAUGAGAAGCUACUAACAGAACCCGGGCUUUUUAGGCCAAAAAGCUCAAGUAAGUCGGAAGGCGAUAGCUUCCGUUUCUCGUCUCACUCGGACAAAGGCAAGGAGUGCGUUACUCAACCCACAACCCCAACCAAUUUAGAACAUAGCACUACAGACAUGAUCCCUAGAUGACUCAUUCUAGUAUUCGUAUAUUAUCUUUAUCUAAUUCUAAUGAUAGUUAUUCAUUAUUUCUUGCAAUCAUAUCAGUAAAAAACAUACACAGAGGUGAGUUUGCAAUUGAUUUAAGUUAUGGAUGUGGUUGGAGGAUGAAUGAGGAGUCACCGGCUUGUUUGAGGGUGUCGAGGAGUUGGCGCAUACGAGAGAGAUCAGUUGGCUUUCCUGGCAACAAUGGUAGGUUUCUUUUCGACUUGUCUCGGUAUGAGUUGUGCAGUCGCCUUCCAGAAACUCUUGGAUGCCUCUGCGUGAAACUUGUCUCUGUCUUGUAGAAACUUCUGCAAUCAAUUCAACGCGAUUUAGUUAAAUUUUGAAACAUAGAAAUGCAAUUUUUUGGAGGUGUUAAACCUUUUCCUUGUCCAUGCUGAGAGCUUUGCUAAUCUCACACUCGAUCCUCCAUUUCUUGUAUAACCCUGCUUUGUAUUUAUCGGCUUCCUCAAUUAUUACCUUCAACAUCUCCUUCUCCUCUAGCCGAA
Messenger RNA from Salvia splendens (bonfire salvia), 1806 nucleotides. Its product is annotated as Protein kinase superfamily protein. Gene Ontology annotation, molecular function: ATP binding; protein kinase activity. Lineage: Eukaryota; Viridiplantae; Streptophyta; Magnoliopsida; Lamiales; Lamiaceae. The record is from RefSeq and is a predicted model, not a curated record. Gene Ontology annotation, biological process: protein phosphorylation. Bases 158 to 1288 code for a protein of 376 amino acids. The transcript is spliced from 5 exons.